GCUAUUAAUAAUAAAACAGAUCAUAUGACUGCCGUGGAUUGAUAGCAGCUGUGUCACUCAAUCGCAGAGCUCAGUGUGGGAUUUCUGUGAGAUCAGAAGAAGCAGAUUGAAGAGGAAUUCCUUUUGGUUGCUCGCUUUUGCUUGGAAACUUGGAUAUCAGGUAAAAUGGCGGAGAAAGUUUUAAAGAGUUUCCUGACUUGCCAAGUGUGUUGUGAGACUUUCAAAGAUCCCGUGUCUCUGGGCUGUUACCACAACUUCUGUCACGGCUGUCUUGAAAGCUUCUGGGAGCAAGCUAAAAACAAAAACUGUCCUACUUGUAAGAGAAAGGAUUCAAAGGAUACUCUCUUAAUUAACUUUGGACUACAGGAAUUAGUGGACAGCUAUGCUGGAAGACAGAGAGCUGAUCCACCCGAGUCUAGGGCAGUGUGUAGAACUCACACACAGGAUCUUAAAUGGUGUGAGGAGGAGCAUAGAGUUGUGUGUCCGGUCUGUGACCAGCAGGUCCAUGGUCUCACACUGGUUCCUCUAGAAGAUGAGAUGCAUAAUGUCAAGGUGCAGCUGAAACCUCAGCUAGAGUCGCUGAAGAAGAAAAUGAAUGAAUACAAAGAGAUUUAUGACACAUAUGGUAACAUGGGCCAACACUGCAAGAAACAACUGGGAGAGACAGAGAGACAGAUUAAGGCAGAGUUUGACCAGCUUCACAAGUUCCUAAUUCAGGAGGAGGAGGACCGAAUGGCAGCCCUGAGGGAGGAAGAGAAACAGAAAAGGGAGACAAUCAUCCUGGAGCAGGAGAACAUUCAAGCACAGAUGUCCCUUCUCUCAGAGGUAAUCUCCGCUGUGGAACAGGACCUGCCGCUGAAAGACAACGCAGCGUUUCUCACUUCCCCCAGGGACCUCUGGUCAGGGUCUGGUCCACAUCCGCUUCGUGGAGGUCUGGUAGACGUGGCCAAACACCUGGGAAACCUGUCCUUCAGAGUGUGGGAGAAGAUGAGGGAGAAAAUCCAGUUCACACCGGUUAUCCUCGAUCCAAACACCGCAUCAACAUGUCUUGUUAUCUCAGAGGAUCUGACCAGUGCGAGAUAUAAGGUUGGACCGCGGCAGGAGCACCCUGACAACCCAGAAAGGUUCAGGGUGUAUUCCAAUGUUCUGGGUUCAGAGGGCUUCACCUCAGGGGAACACAGCUGGGAGGUGGAGGUGGGAGACCAUCCCGACUGGCUGAUAGGGGUCGCUAAAGAGACGGUGGACAGGAAAGACGGGCUGUUUGCUUCACCAGAAAAUGGAUUCUGGUGUUUAUUCCAUUACAAGGGUGGGUACAGUACAGGUUCAGGUAAAAGAUUGAACUUGAAGAAGAACCCAGAGAGGAUCCGAGUCCUGCUGGACUGUGGGAGAGGGGAGGUGUCCUUCUUCGACGCAGGAGGAAAUGAUCCCAUCUUAUCUUAUAGAGGCACAUUUUCUGAGAAGAUCUUCCCAUUCUUUAGUGUUUGGCCAGCAAGUGGAGCUCAAACCAGAGAUGUGAAAGUGUGUGUGUGUCUAAAGUGAUGGGAAUAUCAAAUGUCCCUCCAUGAGAGAAGAACUGAACACGGUUUAGCUGUGAGAUAUUGUAGAGUUGUUCACAGCACAACUAAUGUUUAAUGAGGAUAGCCAAUAUACUGUAAUAAAACAGCAUGUUUAAUGAGGACAGCCAAUAUAGUGUAAUAUAACAGCUUUAUCUGUAUCUUUGAGGAGGAACGGUUAGUCAAAGUCUACAUCUUUCAUUAUCCAAUCUAAAGUAAUACAUGGUCGUUCUGCACAAUCAAAUAAUUGACAUGGUUAAGGUCGGCUUCAUAGAACAAAAAAAUAGACAGAUAAAAAAGCAAAAAGGUGAAGGCAAAAUAUAUUACAAGUGACAAGGUGAGCGGGUUGAAGGUAUUCAAACGGAAUGGUCAGUUCAUCGGUCAUCAGUGUGACGGCCUUGGGUUGGCCAGAUGCGAUAUGCCCGGGGGUCAGGGGUCAUUAAGGGAUAACGUUUUAUUACUGACUGCCAACCACUCGCUUAUUUCAAUCAGUAUAAACCAUUGAUUAUUGUAAACAGAAUGCAACUUGAUAUGUUGACAAAAAAAAUUACUAAAUAUCGAAUGAAAUGUAAAAUAACCUAAUUCUAACAAUAGAAGACAUUUAAACUGUUUAUUAUAUAAUCUGUAUUGCAUGAUGUAUAAUGUAGUAUGCUUAGUGUUGGGAAAAUAUCAGUCUGUACACAUUCCUGUAUGCUGAAUAUGAUUCUGGAAAUAAUUGUUGCGAACAAAUAGGGGUUAGAAAAAUGAUGGUGAGUGUUUAUGAAUUGCUUGCCCUGCUUGUAUAUUACUGCAACAUAAACAUUAAAGUUGUUAACGUUCA
Molecule: messenger RNA, 2373 nt
Organism: Gadus morhua (Atlantic cod)
Lineage: Eukaryota; Metazoa; Chordata; Actinopteri; Gadiformes; Gadidae
Product: zinc-binding protein A33
Exons: 1
Coding region: 166-1539 (457 amino acids)
Molecular function (GO): metal ion binding; protein binding
Source: RefSeq, a predicted model, not a curated record